AUGAACUCUUGGGACGUGAGCUUGGCUUGCCUGCUGGUGGGAAUGAUUGCAGUCUCGCUGCUGUCCAACGUGGUGGUGCUGAUCUGCUUCCUCUACAGCCCUGACAUCCGCAAGCAAGUGCCUGGGCUCUUCAUCCUUAAUUUGACCUGCUGCAACUUGUUGAUGACCGUGGUCAACAUGCCCUUGACCUUGGCCGGGAUGCUGAAUAAACAGCAGCCGGGAGGAGACAGGCUCUGCCACAUCGUGGGCUUCCUAGAAACCUUCCUGACCACUAACUCCAUGCUGAGCAUGGCCGCGCUCAGUAUAGACCGCUGGGUCGCCGUGGUCUUCCCUCUGAGCUACCACUCCAAGAUGCGCUACAAGGACGCGGCGCUCAUAGUGGGCUACACGUGGCUGCACUCCAUCUCCUUCCCCAUCGCUGCUCUCUCCCUGUCCUGGCUAGGCUUCCAUCACCUCUAUGCCUCCUGCACGCUGUACAGUAAGAGGCACGAGGAGCGGGUCCCUUUCGGUGUUUUCACGGGGGUUUUCCACGCCCUCAGCUUCCUCCUCUCCUUCAUCGUGCUGUGUUUCACGUACCUUAAGGUGCUCAAGGUAGCCCGAUUCCACUGCAAGCGCAUCGAUGUGAUCACCAUGCAGACCCUGGUAUUGCUCGUGGACAUACACCCCAGUGUGAGAGAACGUUGUCUGGAGGAACAGAAGAGACGAAGGCAACGGGCCACCAAGAAAAUCAGCACCUUCAUUGGGACGUUCCUGCUUUGCUUUGCGCCAUAUGUAAUCACAAGGCUGGUAGAAUUAUCCUACAUUGGUCCCAUCAGUUAUCACUGGGGCGUCUUCUCUAAGUGUUUGGCUUAUAGCAAAGCAGCAUCAGACCCCUUCGUGUACUCUUUAUUAAGGCAUCAGUACAAGAAGAGCUGGAAGGACAUACUGAACAGAAUUCUCAAAAGAGGUUCCAUCAAUUCUUCAGGCCUCACAGGGGACUCGCACAGUCAAAAUAUUUUGCAAAUCACUGAAUGA
Messenger RNA from Gracilinanus agilis (Agile Gracile Mouse Opossum), 1014 nucleotides. It is a transcript of the gene GPR26, whose product is annotated as G protein-coupled receptor 26. NCBI's taxonomy places the organism in Eukaryota, Metazoa, Chordata, Mammalia, Didelphimorphia, Didelphidae. The transcript is spliced from 3 exons. Gene Ontology annotation, molecular function: G protein-coupled receptor activity. The record is from RefSeq and is a predicted model, not a curated record. Bases 1 to 1014 code for a protein of 337 amino acids. Gene Ontology annotation, biological process: adenylate cyclase-activating G protein-coupled receptor signaling pathway. Gene Ontology annotation, cellular component: membrane.